Messenger RNA from Varanus komodoensis (Komodo dragon), 6815 nucleotides. RefSeq names its product cadherin-1-like. Gene Ontology annotation, cellular component: plasma membrane; adherens junction; catenin complex. The coding region runs from base 89 to 5344 and encodes 1751 amino acids. Gene Ontology annotation, molecular function: calcium ion binding; cadherin binding. The record is from RefSeq and is a predicted model, not a curated record. The transcript has 28 exons. Gene Ontology annotation, biological process: calcium-dependent cell-cell adhesion; cell morphogenesis; homophilic cell-cell adhesion. NCBI's taxonomy places the organism in Eukaryota, Metazoa, Chordata, Lepidosauria, Squamata, Varanidae.
GACCACCAAGAUCUUCUACAGCAUCACGGGGCAGGGGGCCGACACGCCGCCCGAGGGGGUCUUCACCAUCGAGAAGGAGACGGGCUGGAUGAAGGUGACCCAGCCGCUGGACAGGGAAGCCAUCGACAAGUACCAUCUGUUCUCCCACGCCGUGUCCGAGAACGGCAAGCCUGUGGAGGAACCGAUGGAGCUCAUAGUGACCGUCACGGACCAGAAUGACAACAAGCCCCAGUUCACCCAGGAGGUCUUUCGGGGGUCUGUCCUGGAGGGAGCCACGCCUGGCACUUCGGUGAUGCAGGUGAACGCCACGGAUGCCGACGACGACGUCGAGACCUACAACGGCGUCAUCGCCUACUCCAUCGUGAGCCAGGUGCCCGCGGAGCCUCAGGCACAGAUGUUCGCCAUCAACAGGGCCACGGGUGUCAUCAGCGUGAUCGCCAGCGGCCUGGACCGGGAGAGAGUGGGCGAGUACAUCCUGACACUGCAGGCGGCCGACCUGGACGGGCUGGGGCUGACCGGCUCCGCCACGGCCGUGAUCGAGAUCGCGGACGCCAAUGACAACGCGCCGGUGUUCCGGGAGCAGACGUACUCGGCGGAGGUCCCGGAAAACGAGGUGGGGCUGGAGGUCGUGAGGCUGGCCGUGACCGACCUGGACGAGGCGGGGACCCCGGCCUGGCGGGCCCGGUACUCCCUCCAGCACGGCAACGAAGGGGGCUUCUUCUCCAUCUCGACGGACCCCGAGACCAACGAAGGCAUCCUGCGGACGGCGAAGAGCCUGGACUUUGAGGCCCGGGGGCGGUUCGUGCUGCAGGUCGUGGUGGCCAACGAGGCCCCCUUCGCGGUGAAGCUCCCCACUUCCACCGCAACGGUGACGGUCGGCGUGAAGGACGUCAACGAGGCGCCCAGCUUCGUUCCUCGGGUCCGGACGGCAGAGGUCUCCGAGGACGCCCCGAUAGGGUGGGAGGUGGCCACCUUCGCCGCUCAGGACCCAGACGAGGCGCAGCCCCAGAAGCUCACGUACUCCAUGGGCAAGGACCCGGCCGGCUGGCUGGCCAUCCACCCUGAGAGCGGCGUCCUCACGGUCCGGAGGCAGCUGGACCGGGAGUCCCCCUUCGUCCGGAACAGCACCUACGAGGCCAUGGUGCUGGCAGCCGACGACGGGGCCCCGGCCGCGACCGGCACCGGCACCCUCCUGCUGACCCUGCUGGAUGUGAACGACAACGGCCCGGAGCCGGACCGGCAGGAGGUCAUCGUCUGCAAUCGCGACCCGGUGCCGCAGCUGCUGCACAUCCUGGACAGGGACCUGCCCCCCAACGGCUCCCCGUUCCGCGCGGAGCUUGGCAACAACUCGGAUGAAAGCUGGGCGGUGGAGAUGGACGCCGAAGGGGAAACGGCCACCCUGAGGCUGCUGAAGCCCCUGGACCAGGGCACCUAUGAGGUCUUCCUCACCCUCUUCGAUGCCCAGGGCAAGGGCCGGCUGGCGGUCCUCCAGGCAACGGUCUGCGAGUGCGAGGGGCCGGUGGACAAGUGCCACCACAAGCCGCUGGUGGCCAUCGGGGCGCCCGUGAUCCUGGCCAUCCUGGGGUCCAUCUUGGCCUUGCUCUUGCUGCUGCUGCUGCUGCUGCUUUUCAUGAGGAGGAGGAAGGUGGUGAAGGAGCCGCUGCUGCCCCCCGAGGACGACACGCGCGACAACGUCUUCUACUACGGCGAGGAGGGCGGCGGGGAGGAGGACCAGGACUACGACCUGAGCCAGCUGCACCGGGGCCUGGACGCCCGCCCGGAGGUCGUCCUCCGCAACGACGUGGCGCCCACCCUCCUGCCGGCCCCGCAGUACCGCCCGCGCCCCGCGAACCCGGAUGAGAUUGGCAAUUUCAUCCACGAGAACCUGAAGGCGGCCGACACGGACCCCACAGCGCCCCCCUACGACUCGCUGCUCGUCUUCGACUACGAGGGCAGCGGCUCCGACGCCGGCUCCAUCAGCUCCCUGGGCUCCUCCGGCUCCGAGCAGGACCAGGAGUAUGACUACCUGCGUGACUGGGGCAGCCGCUUCCAGAAGCUGGCGGACAUGUACGGGGGGGGCGAGGAGGACUGUGACUCAUGCGCGGCAGGGCGGCAGGGCCGUUCCGGCGGGGCAGAUGACGAGCAGCGCCGCUUCCCGGGCUGCUCCUUCGGCCACGGAGCGCCAGGAGCGCCGCGCUCUCUGCCCAGGGGCGUUUGCACUCCGGGAAAGCCGCCGACCUUCCUCGCCAUGAUCCUCCGGCAUCGCUGGGAGGCGCGGCUGCAGCCGCCGGGCGCCGCAGGCGGGCGGGAGGGACCGAGGCCUCGGGCUGCCCGGACACGUAGCGGCCCACCCGCCGCGGCACCAGGGACGGGAGGCGCUGCCCCUGCCGCCUGGGCCAAACUCGCUUCCCCGGGAAGAAGCGGCGGCGUCUGGAGGCGCAGCGGGGCCGGGCGCUCCUGCCCGGUGGGUCCGCCCCUGCCCCCUCGGCCGCAGCCCCUCCCGCCGGCCGCCGGGCGGGAGGGCGCGGCCCGCCCCUCCCCUCCCCUCCCCUCCCACGCCGGGCGGAGCCUCCCGGGGGAGGCGCCGCUCACCUGCUGCUCCGCCGAGCGCGGCCCGGGGCGCCACAGCUCCCUGCGCGCCCGACGCGACGCGACGCCUCGCCCGCCCGCUCCCAUGGCGAAACGGCCCGGACGCCCGUCGGGGCUCUGCCUCCCGCUGCUGCUGCUGCUGCUCCGGGCUGGACGGUGGCUGUGCGCAGAGACGGCGCCCGGGUGCCAGCCCGGCUUCGGCUUGGAGACGUACACCUUCGCCGUGCCCAGAGUGGACCUGGAGAGGGGCCGGGUGUUGGGCAACGUGCGCUUUGAGGACUGCACGGAGAGGACCCGGGUUGCCUACACAGUCAGCGACACCCGCUUCCAGGUGCGCCCCGACGGCGUGGUCGUGGUCAAGCGGCCCUUGCAGCUGCGUGACCAGAAACGGAGCUUCUUCAUCCAUGCCUGGGAUGCGGCUGGCAGGAAGCACUCCACCAGGGUGACGCUGCAGCAUCGCGGCCGUGAGCGCCGUCGCCGGCACCACCACCAUGCGGAGUUCAGUGGCAUCGCUCACACCCAGGUGCUGACCUUCCCGAAAUCUGGCCCAGGCCUGAGAAGACAGAAGAGGGACUGGGUCAUCCCCCCAAUCACCUGCUCCGAGAACGAGAAGGGCCCCUUCCCCAAGGCGCUCGUGCAGAUCAGAUCCAGCAAGGCAAAAGAGAUUACGGUCUUCUACAGCAUCACCGGGCAAGGAGCGGACAGCCCUCCGGUCGGCGUCUUCAUCAUCGAGAGGGAGACGGGGUGGCUGAAGGUGACCCGUCCCCUGGACCGGGAAGCCAUCGACAGAUACAUGCUGAAUUCCCACGCGGUGUCUGCCAACGGGCAGCCCGUGGAGGACCCCAUGGAGAUCAUCAUCAAGGUGAGCGACCAGAACGACAACCGGCCCCAGUUCACCCAGAGCAUCUUCCGAGGAGAGGUGCCGGAAGGAGCCAAGCCAGGUACCGCCGUGAUGCAAGUGACGGCAACUGAUGCCGACGACGACAUCGACACCUACAACGGGGUCAUCACCUACUCCAUCCUCAGCCAGGAGCCCCCACUGCCCUCCGGACAGAUGUUCACCAUCAACAACAGCACGGGCUUGAUCAGCGUGAUCACGACGGGCCUCGACCGGGAGAAAUAUCCCCAGUACACGCUGGUCCUCCAGGCCACAGACAUGCUGGGCGAAGGCUUCUCCACCACCGGGACCGCAGUGAUCUCCGUCACCGACACCAACGACAACCCGCCCAUCUUCGACCCCGCCACGUACAACGAGACUGUGCCAGAGAACCGGGUCGGCGUCGUGGUUGCCAGGCUGCGGGUAAAAGAUGCCGAUCAGGAAAACACCGCGGCAUGGAAGGCCAAGUACACCAUUGGGCGAGGCAAUGACGGGGGCAACUUUGCUGUCACCACCGAUCCACAAAGCAACGAUGGCAUUUUGACCACUGUGAAGGGCCUGGACUACGAGGCGCAGAACCGGUUCGUCCUCCAAGUGACCGUGCAGAACGACGCUCCCUUCGCGGUGAACCUUCCCAUAUCCACGGCCACGGUCAUCGUCAACGUGGGCGACGUCAACGAAGCCCCCACCUUCAUCCCAGUCCAGAAGAGCAUAACGGUGCUGGAGGACUUGGCCGUCGGGCAGCGGGUGGCCACGUUCACCGCCCAGGACCCGGACAAGAGCCUGCAGCAGACCAUCCGGUAUUUCAUUGGCAGGGACCCGGCAGGCUGGCUGAUCGUCAACCCCAACACUGGCCUGGUCGAGACGAGGGCCCCCCUGGACAGGGAGUCGGACUGGGUGACCAACAGCACCUACACGGCCCUCAUCCUGGCCAGCGACAACGGCUCCCCGCCAGAAACGGGCACGGGAACGCUCCUCAUACACCUCGAGGACGUGAACGACAACGGGCCGGAGCCGACCCCGCGAUCCUUCGACAUCUGUGCCCGGAGCCCCCAGCCCCAAGUGCUGCGCAUCGUGGACAAGGACCUCCCCCCGAACACUGGCCCCUUCUCUGCCCAGCUGGAGCUGGGCUCCAGCGCCAACUGGACCGUCGCGGUGAACGAGGGAGACAGGCUGACCCUGAAGCUGACCAAGCAGCUGGAGCCCGGAGACUACAGCAUCGCCCUCAAGCUGACCGACGGGCCGGGGCAGGCCCAGGUGACCACGGUGCAAGCCCGCGUGUGCGACUGCGAGGGGGAGGCCAAGGACUGCGAGCGGCGGGCCUACGUGGCGGGCGGCCUGGGCGUCCCGGCAAUUCUGGGGAUCCUCGGAGGCAUCCUGCUCUUUCUGAUCCUGCUGCUGCUGCUGCUGCUGUUUGUGCGGAGGAAGACGGUGGUGAAGGAGCCUUUGCUGGCCCCGGAGGACGACACGCGCGACAACGUCUACUAUUACGACGAAGAAGGCGGUGGGGAGGAGGACCAGGACUACGACCUGAGCCAGCUGCACCGCGGCCUGGAUUCCCGCCCUGAGGUCACUCGCAACGACGUCGCCCCGACGCUCAUGCCGGCCCCGCAGUACCGCCCGCGGCCUGCCAACCCCGACGAAAUAGGCAACUUCAUUGACGAGAACCUGAAGGCGGCCGACACGGACCCCACGGCGCCCCCCUACGACUCGCUGCUCGUCUUCGACUAUGAGGGCAACGGCUCCGAGGCCACGUCGCUGAGCUCGCUCAACUCCUCCAACGGCGACCGAGACCAGGACUACGACUACCUGAACGACUGGGGCAGCCGCUUCAAGAAGCUGGCGGACAUGUACGGGGGGGGCGAGGAGGAGGACUAGCGUGAACUGACCUGGGGCAGCUGUGUGUGCGAGCGAGAGAGCGAGCGAGUGUGCGUGCGUGCGUGCUAGAGAGGCGGGGAAGCAGUGCGCGAUGGCCAGCGCUGCCUCUCUGUGUAUCCGUGGCCAGAGCACGGCAGGAAAGGGGACCCUCGUGCUGUGGGACCCUCUUGAGCUGGAUCCAGACACCCCCCCUCGCACGCCGAUGGCGGUCUCUGUGGGGCAGCUGCAUCUUUUUGAGGCCUCUGCCGUUGCAACUUAGACUGGAACCCCCAAAUGGAAAGGGGGUCCUCACACACGGCUGGCGGCCUUUACCAGGCUGUGCGCCCUGAAUUGCGCCCGCCAGGCUGGCAAGGGCUCCUGCUCUGGGUCUUCCGGCCGUUUCUGACUAUACCAAAGUACCAAGGGCCCGUGCGGCGAUUUACCUGAGCAUCAUACCAAAAACGCUGCCGUCGGCUCCCCCGGGGGUGGGCGUGUCCUCUGCCCGCCGUCUCUUGGCCGCAUCUCCUCCCUUUCCACAUCUCGCCCUUCACUGACCUAUGGCUCCCCCACUCGCAGAGUAUUUGACAGGACGUUGCGCAAAUAUCUUGCUCGCAAGCCAAGGAAGUGGGUGCAGGGAAAGCACGGCAUUAGUGAGCGCUGGCACCGGGUGGGACCCAGGCGUGGCAUGCGGUGCCCCGGCCCGCAAGUCCCGCCGAAGGCACCUCGCCACGAGGCCCGAGCGGGGCAGCCCGCCUGCUCACCCUCCAAGUAACGCCGCACUUUGGCUGCUUCUCGCACUGAUUCCACAGCUCCGACCAAAGACGAUACUCAGGGCUGCGCGUGGGGGGCCGAUCCCGCCCAGGCUCAGCCCAAACGGGAAAUCUGGGCUUGCCCGGGAGGGGAUGCGAGGGGAGGACUGCCUGGCCUCUGGCAACAGUGGCCAGCCAGAUCGGGGGGCACUUUCAGGCCUGCCCCCCAAAGCUCCUCCGGAAUGAGAAAGGCUCAAAAGGAUUCCUGGAUCCCCGGGUCCCAAGUGCUUCUCCCCACUGCUCUGGCGCCAAACGCCCGCCCCCUCUGCGUCCACACACGGGCUGUUCUGCGCCCCCGAAAUACUGCAGGGGUGCGUGGCCACCCCCUCCUGCCCAAAGGGUUUCUAGUCCGUUUCGGCUCUUCUCGCCAGAUAGGACACCUUACUGUGCUUUGCCAAAUCUUUCCUUAACCGUUUCCUGCACGUCCAUGUACGGUUCACGUUCCUGCUGAUCGAGUGAGUGAGUGCCGUAUAAAAAUGCAAUUGACUACAUUUGUCCAGGCCAUGAUUGACGUGCCGAUUUCCCCCGAUGAUUGUAUAAAUACUGUCCAACCGAGGGUAUUUUAAAGUGGGUUUUCUGUAUUUUUGGAUCUGUAUAUUUAGGUUUUUUAAAUAUAUAUAUAAAGAAUCUAGAGGAACCGAAAAGCCAUUAUUGCAGAUCAUUUUGUAAUACACUUGUAAUAA